GCACUAGCAGCAGCAGCAGCAAUGGGCUUCACGGGUAUCGCCAUCGGCACCCUCAUGGGCCUCACCACCAAGAUCGGCAGCAACAUUCUGCAGAAGGUCCCGUACAUGCGCCACCCGUGGGAGCACGUGCUGUUCAUGGGCGUGGGCGCCGGCCUGGGCGGCUACCUGCAGAACAAGUACCACCGGGACCUGGAGGAGGUGGAGGAGCUGCGACUGUACCUGGAGCGCCGUCCGGACGUGAACAAGAAGGCGUAAGCGUGUGCCAAUGGACCAGCAGCAGUGAAUCAUCCAACAGAUCAGAGUGCAGAUAAGAGAUCGUCCGGUGCAGGCCGCUCCAUCUCGUCGAGGAUGGAGUGCGUAAGCCAGCCAGAAUCCAAAUCUGAAAAACACGAAGAAAAAUGCCGACCUUG
Messenger RNA from Phytophthora sojae, 410 nucleotides. RefSeq lists its product as hypothetical. Lineage: Eukaryota; Oomycota; Peronosporomycetes; Peronosporales; Peronosporaceae. The record is from RefSeq and is a predicted model, not a curated record. Bases 22 to 255 code for a protein of 77 amino acids. The transcript is spliced from 2 exons.